AUGAUUUACGUUGUCUUGAAUGGAAAUACCAUCAUCAUCAAAGGUCCUGCCGUCAGAACUUUCGAAUUAAGAACCAAGUCUAAGGAACAAUUGCAAAACCAAUUGGUUGAAUUAAAGCAAGAAUUGGCCAACUUGAAGGUCCAAAAGUUGCAAAAGCCAUCUUUGCCAGCCAUCCACACUGUCAGAAAGAACAUUGCUAGAGUCUUGACCAUCAUCAACUUGAACCAAAGAGAAUCUGUCAGAGAAUUCUACGCCGGUAAGAAGUACCAACCAAAGGACUUGAGAGCCAAGAAGACCAGAGCCCUCAGAAGAGCAUUGACCAAGGAAGAAAAGAACAAGGAAACCGUCAAGGCUAGAAAGCAAAGAAUCGCUUACCCACAAAGAAGAUUCGCUAUCAAGGCUUAA
This is a messenger RNA of Suhomyces tanzawaensis NRRL Y-17324, 405 nucleotides long. It is a transcript of the gene RPL35, whose product is annotated as 60S ribosomal protein uL29. Bases 1 to 405 code for a protein of 134 amino acids. The record is from RefSeq and is a predicted model, not a curated record. Gene Ontology annotation, biological process: translation; maturation of LSU-rRNA from tricistronic rRNA transcript (SSU-rRNA, 5.8S rRNA, LSU-rRNA). NCBI's taxonomy places the organism in Eukaryota, Fungi, Ascomycota, Pichiomycetes, Serinales, Debaryomycetaceae. Gene Ontology annotation, molecular function: structural constituent of ribosome; mRNA binding. Gene Ontology annotation, cellular component: cytosolic large ribosomal subunit; ribosome. The transcript has 2 exons.